This is a messenger RNA of Rasamsonia emersonii CBS 393.64, 1224 nucleotides long. RefSeq names its product Ribonuclease H. Gene Ontology annotation, biological process: DNA replication, removal of RNA primer. The coding region runs from base 1 to 1224 and encodes 407 amino acids. Gene Ontology annotation, molecular function: nucleic acid binding; RNA-DNA hybrid ribonuclease activity. The record is from RefSeq and is a predicted model, not a curated record. NCBI's taxonomy places the organism in Eukaryota, Fungi, Ascomycota, Eurotiomycetes, Eurotiales, Trichocomaceae. The transcript has 3 exons.
AUGAAUAACGCUACGACGACUCCCUCUCCAAGCCCGGGCCCAGCCAGCGGUUCGCCCACGCAAACAACAGGAUCCGCCGUCAGCGCCGGCACGAAGCGGAAGAGAAGCCCAGCGACCAAAUACUACGCUGUAAAAGUUGGUUUCCGGCCCGGGGUAUACGACAACUGGAAUGACUGUCUGGCGCAGGUCACCGGAUACAAAGGCGCUGUCUUUCAAUCUUUCCCUACGGUCGAAGAGGCAAAUUCGUUUCUGACGGGGCAGAAUGUAUCCUCUUCCAAAGGAGCCACUAUGUCCGAAGCGGAGCCGACACGGUUCUAUGCCGUGCAGCGCGGACGUGUCCCGGGAGUUUACUCUGACUGGGCGAAGGCCCAGGAACAGAUCAGAGGCUUUGCUCGUCCUCGAUACAAGAAAUUUUCCACCAGAGCCGAAGCGGAAGAGUUCGUGCGACUGGGGCAAGAGUCAGGCUCCGCGACCGGCACUACGGGUUCGCUUCCAGGGGCUCCUGGGAUGACGGAGGAAAACCCUCGCGACGAAAAUGGGGUCGAGCUGCCAGCAGGCACUGGUCCUCUUCCGCCUGGUGCGGAAGAUGGGUUCGAUCCGAACAUCCUCCUGGACCCGACGACGGGCAAGGUGGUGUAUAAGACUAAGGAGCAGAAAACGGCAACCAAGGCCAUGCCGACCAGUUCACCAGGCAUGCUACGGAUAUAUACAGACGGUAGUUCACUACGAAAUGGCUCGAAUAUUGCGCGUGCUGGGAUAGGGGUCUACUUUGGACCGGGAGACAGUAGGAAUGUCUCCGAACCUCUCAAGGGUAAUCGCCAGACGAACCAGCGGGCUGAACUGACCGCGAUUCUUCGGGCUCUGGAAAUUGCGCCGCGGCACCGCGAUGUCACCAUUUUCACCGACAGCCGCUAUGCCAUUGACUGUGUCACGGUCUGGUUUGUCAAAUGGCGCCGCAACAAGUGGUUGACGGCGGACGGCAAGCCGGUCGAGAACAAAGACCUGAUCGAGUCGAUCCUGGUCAAGAUCGAAGAGCGCAACCUGCUCAAAGUCAAGACGCUGUUCGAAUGGGUCAAGGGGCAUAAUCGCGAUCCGGGCAACGAGGCUGCCGAUCAGCUCGCGGUCAAGGGGGCCAUGAAAGGGGGCGCGGAAGACAGUGCCGACGCUCUUCCUGCCACCGAGGAUAUCCCUGAGGAAGUGGUCGCCGACGACGACGAUGUGUGA